Molecule: messenger RNA, 5451 nt
Organism: Cuculus canorus (common cuckoo)
Lineage: Eukaryota; Metazoa; Chordata; Aves; Cuculiformes; Cuculidae
Gene: MFN2
Product: mitofusin 2
Exons: 19
Coding region: 273-2540 (755 amino acids)
Biological process (GO): mitochondrial fusion; mitochondrion localization
Cellular component (GO): mitochondrial outer membrane
Molecular function (GO): GTPase activity; GTP binding
Source: RefSeq, a predicted model, not a curated record
GGCGGGUUCGGGGGCGGUGCCCUCAACCCCGGGAGUGUCCGCCCCGCGCCGAGCGAUGACGGAGCCGCCGCGCCGGGAGUGACGCUGCGCGGGGUUGACAUGGCCGCCGCGCCGGGGCCGCGCUGAAGGAACAGGACAGGAGCUGAGGGAAGUUGGGCUCUGGAAGAGCUGCAGGACAGCAUCCGGCGAAGGCAGGGAUCUGCAGCUGUUCAUGUUUAGGAGGGACUUGGACCAUGCAUGGCUUGUGAGAACCUAACUUCUCCGGAAACGCAAUGUCCCUGCUCUUUACUCGUUCCAACUCAAUAGUUGCAGUGAAGAAGGAUAAAAGACACAUGGCUGAGGUAAAUGCUUCUCCGCUUAAACAUUUUGUCACUGCAAAGAAGAAAAUCAAUGGUAUCUUUGAGCAAUUGGCUGCGUACAUCAAUGAGAGCGCCUCAUUCCUGGAAGAAACACACAGGAACAUAGAGCUUGAUCCUGUCACCACAGAAGAGCAGGUGCUGGAAGUCAAAGGCUACCUGUCGAAAGUCAGUGGCAUUAGUGAAGUGUUGGCCAGGCGACACAUGAAAGUUGCUUUUUUUGGAAGAACAAGCAAUGGCAAAAGCACUGUGAUAAACGCCAUGCUGUGGGACAAAGUCCUUCCUUCAGGAAUUGGACACACCACUAAUUGUUUCCUGCGUGUGGAAGGGACAGAUGGACAUGAAGCUUUCCUGCUUACUGAAGGCUCAGAGGAAAAGAAAAGUGUUAAGACAGUAAACCAGCUGGCUCAUGCCCUUCAUCAAGAUGAACUUCUGAAUGCUGGCAGCCUCGUUAGUGUAAUGUGGCCCAAUUCCAAGUGUCCUCUCUUAAAAGAUGACCUGGUGCUGAUGGACAGCCCUGGAAUUGAUGUAACCACAGAGCUGGACAGUUGGAUUGACAAAUUCUGCCUAGAUGCUGACGUAUUUGUCCUGGUGGCAAAUUCUGAAUCAACAUUGAUGCAAACUGAGAAACAGUUCUUUCACAAAGUGAAUGAACGUCUGUCUCGACCCAAUAUAUUUAUUUUAAAUAAUCGCUGGGAUGCAUCUGCCUCUGAACCGGAGUAUAUGGAAGAGGUGCGUCGACAGCACAUGGAGCGGUGUACCAGCUUCCUGGUAGAUGAGCUGGGUGUGGUGGAUCGAACCCAGGCAGGGGAUCGAAUUUUCUUUGUGUCAGCAAAAGAAGUGCUCAAUGCCAGGAUUCAGAGGGCUCAAGGGAUGCCAGAAGGAGGUGGAGCAUUGGCCGAUGGGUUUCAAGUUAGAAUGUUUGAGUUUCAGAACUUUGAGAGAAGAUUUGAGGAAUGUAUCUCACAGUCAGCAGUAAAAACAAAAUUUGAACAGCAUACAGUGAGAGCGAAGCAGAUUGCGGAGGAUGUUCGUCUCAUCAUGGAUUCGGUGCAUAUUGCUGCCCAGGAACAGCGGGUUUACUGUCUGGAAAUGCGAGAGGAACGACAGGAACGUUUAGGUUUUAUUGACAAACAGCUGGAGCUCCUUACUCAUGACUACAAACGGAAAAUAAAACAGAUCACAGAAGAAGUGGAGAGACAGGUUUCAAAUGCAAUGGCAGAAGAAAUCAGACGCCUCUCAGUGUUGGUAGAUGAAUACCAAGCAGAUUUCCAUCCGUCUCAAGUUGUUCUUAAAGUUUACAAGAGUGAGCUGCAUAAACACAUUGAGGAAGGCCUGGGCCGUAACAUGUCAGAUCGUUGCUCCAAUGCAAUCACAACUUCCCUGCAGACAAUGCAGCAAGAAAUGAUAGAUGGUUUAAAACCCCUUCUCCCGCUCUCUUUGCGGGGUCAGAUAGACAUGUUAAUUCCCCGACAGUGCUUUACGCUCAGCUAUGAUCUGAACUGUGACAAGCUUUGUGCCGACUUCCAAGAGGACAUAGAAUUCCAUUUCUCUCUUGGAUGGACGAUGCUAGUGAACAGGUUUUUGGGACCAAAGAAUGGUCGUCGGGCUUUGAUGGGCUAUAAUGACCAGGUUCAACGCCCCUUAACACCAGCAAAUCCCAGUCUGCCUCCUCUGCCUCAGGGCUCUAUGACCCAGGAAGAGCUUAUGGUGUCAAUGGUGACUGGACUGGCCUCAUUAACUUCUCGAACUUCCAUGGGAAUCAUCGUGGUUGGUGGUGUGGUCUGGAAGGCUGUGGGUUGGAGACUGAUUGCUCUCUCUUUUGGCCUUUAUGGGCUCCUUUACGUAUACGAGCGCCUCACCUGGACGACAAAAGCGAAAGAGCGAGCUUUCAAACGGCAGUUUGUAGAGUAUGCAAGCGAGAAAUUGCAGCUCAUUGUCAGUUAUACAGGUUCUAAUUGCAGCCACCAAGUCCAACAAGAGCUUGCUGGAACAUUUGCUCACUUGUGUCAGCAAGUGGAUGUGACACGGGAGAAUCUCGAACAGGAAAUUUCUGCCAUGAAUAAAAAAAUUGAAAUUCUGGAUUCACUGCAGAGCAAAGCAAAACUGCUGAGGAAUAAAGCGGGUUGGCUUGACAGUGAGCUCAACAUGUUCACACAUCAGUACCUGCAGCAAAGCAGAUAGUGCAGGAAGAAGAGAAAAACAACACUGUUUCCCUUCAGUGCUCUCUUAAUUACUGCAGAGAACAUGGUGGGUGAUGGAAUUCCCGAAAGGGAAUGAGCAAAAACGUAUUGCUACGUUUCCAGUAGGAUUCUGCUUCCCCGUUUUGUGUCCCACCUCUAAACACUAGCUGUUUAUAACUCUUCUUUUUCCUCCCUGUGAGAUCAGGCUACUUCAGAAGGAACGUGUGCUUCAUACAUUUACAAGGGACUUUAUAAAGCAAAAUCAAGUAGAGUAACAAAUUUAAAACAAACAAACAAAUAUUUAUCAGGUUAAAAGUUAUUCUGACAUGUCUUCACAGAGUCAUUUGUUUUCUUACGUGAAAAUAGAACUUUUGAUGUCCAAGCCCCAAGGUUAUGUGUGCUCUUUGCCUAAACACGGAUGCCCUGCACACAGACGUGAUGAUGGUUUCACGAGGCAGUUCUAGCCCAUGCAGGCCUAUCUCCUAGGUUAAUAUUCCAUUAUUGUAGGACUUGACAGAGAAUCACUGUGUGAAAGAGAGAGGUUUAUUACUGUCAGUAUGUUUAAACCUAUGAAUAAAACCCAGUUCUCUUCCAGAGCAAGAAGGACUAGGGUUUUGGUUUGCUUCGGAGUUAGUUUCUUCCUCUUAAGAGCUCUUUAAUAGUGCAGUCUGGCCCAUUUCACAUCAUGGAGAAAUAGUUUGCAAAGACAUAACUAGCUCCUGUGAAGGAGAUAGUGCUGAUAAUUUGGCAACUUGUCAAGGAAGAAGAAUAGAAAAGAAAAGCCAGGUGACAGAAUGUAAUGAACUGCCUUAUGGGAUAUGUUGAUGAAUGUGGGGCUGUUUUGGAAAUGCACAGCUGUGUUAUUGGAAGUAGGCCUUCGGAAUUUCAUUACCACUGUUUGGCCACAAGAACAGCAUGUGGAUCACAAGUUGUAAGAGAUUUUGCUUCAUGUAGAGCUUCCAUGGGAUGUUACAGUCCAUGCAGUAAUAUGAUUUGAUGUUGUUUCUCUUGGGUUAAAAGUACAAGAAUGACUUGACAAGUGCAGCUUCUGUGGUGCAGGGGGAGACUUCUCCCUUGUAUUUCAUGCCAUGACAAGAAUGGGUUAAGGCAACUGAAUUUUUUAAGACAUUAUUUAUUGUAAGUGGAUGAAAUUAAUCAUUGAGUUUUGGCCUGAAGCAUUUUGAAUUUGGUGUAUAAGAUUUGGGAAUGGUAAGGACUUGAGUCUCUUCCUGUUGGAGUUGAUAGAGGAGAAAUUCCCACUGAUUUCAGUAGCACCAGGAGUAGGUUCCUGUGUUGCAAAGUUUCUUUUCUACUUGCCAUUGAUAAAACCUUUCUCUUCUCCCCAAAAUGUCUGAGAAAUCCAGAAUCAUGUCCAAUAGUUUUGAGGUUUGUGACAACCUAAAGCUGGUCAGCAUUAAACUUUAGAGAAUAUGGGCUGUCUUUGAGUAGGACCCACCUGCAUUCAGCUAGUAAGUGUAGGGUAUUUUUCUUACCAAUAAUGAGAUUUUUCACUGGAAAAUUAUAUCAGCUGGCCUUGGGAUUUCUUGUUCAUGCUGAGGUCUGAAUAUAUGUGCCUGUGACAAGUCCCCCGUUUUGUGUGUUGUGAAAGUUUCAGAAAGAAGCAGCUGUAUGAUGUUGGAAGGAGUAAAAAAAGUGAAAUGUCAGUAAGUAUUGUAGGCUAUUCUAAGAUUUGCAGUAAGACUUGAAGUAUCUGGAUCAUGUAGGAGUUGGCAGUGAGACUCCGGUUAUGUCCCUGGAAUGCAGGAAGCAAACCAACCUUUCACUUGCACUAGACAGCUUUGAAUCCAAGCCAAAAAGAAACGCUUCUUUCAUUACUGGACUUCAUUGGCCUUGGUUGGUUUCCUUAGGAAACCACCAGGACAUAAGUGUGGCUGGGAUCAGAUCUGAGCAUGAGUAAGAAAGAAAUUUGAGUCCUUGCCCUUGGAAAUGUGUUCUCUAAGUCUACAGUGACAUAUAAGUGGAAUCAUCCACUGUAUUCUGCUGCAGAUAUUAUGUGAAUAGAUUCAGAUCUCUAGUCUCUCAAGCUAUGGUGUAUGUAUUUCCGAUAGGGUAUGUGCUGUGCUCUUGAGUUAAAACAUUGAGCACGUCCCUAAUAGACCCGCAAAUUGUCAGUUCCAAUAGAGGGAGAGGAUGAUACACUACUGCUCAGCAGCUCCAGGCUACCUGAAAUGCUGACCUUGCUCUUGAAGCUGUGCGCUGUUAGCAUCUCUUCAGCAGGCAUUUAGGGGAAAUCUGAUCUGAAAUGAGCUGAUCUUUAAACCAGUGUCUGGUCUGUAAAGGGAAAAAGAGAUUGAUGGGUUCUUAGAAUCUGAUGUGUUGCCAGUGUGUGUUUUUGUUCAGAUUUUGGUGAUGUGGGCAUUCUCACUGCAGCGCUAAAACUGAACACAUAGAACCGGGGAAAGAACCACCUGCAUUUUUUUAAGCAAAACCACUAAUAUGGGAGAGAAGAAUUAAGUACACGUGUAACCCUUGUCCCUAGAAGCCCAAGUGAUCGAGAAUCAAGCUUUUAACUGAAACACCUAUGAGCUGGAUUCCUCUUAAACACAAUACAGCUGUAACUCUUUAAUCCAGAGUAACGGAGGAGUGAACACUAUCAGCAAGGAGCCUGUUCCCUUCUGUCUUUUAUAAGGAAUUUUAAACUAGUCUUUGGAACAGGUAAUUCCAAAACCAGUCUUCCCCAAACUCUUAUUAAAGAAGGACAGCUAAAUGCACUUUAUCUUAUUGCUGCUAUUUAUUUUCAUAUUGUGUUUUGUUGAUGGAGCUCUUCAAAAUACUCUUACAGUGAGUUUUAUCUCUGCUGUAUUUAAGGUGAUAAAUUUGCAUGAAUUAUUCCUGUAUCGAUGCUGUAAACAAUGGAAACCAAAAUAAAAAUGAAUUGGAAAAGUAUUGCU